Molecule: messenger RNA, 4526 nt
Organism: Dermochelys coriacea (leatherback sea turtle)
Lineage: Eukaryota; Metazoa; Chordata; Testudines; Dermochelyidae
Product: heat shock factor protein 3-like
Exons: 17
Coding region: 6-2417 (803 amino acids)
Biological process (GO): negative regulation of T cell proliferation; regulation of DNA-templated transcription; negative regulation of complement activation, alternative pathway
Molecular function (GO): sequence-specific DNA binding; DNA-binding transcription factor activity; complement component C3b binding
Source: RefSeq, a predicted model, not a curated record
AGCCAAUGAAGAGGCUCGUGAAGCGCCCCUCACGUAGCGUCGUUGGCUUCCGGGCGGGCCCUUGCGCGCGGCUGUCCGUUGCGUGGUGCGUCGUCUCCGAUCUGUGCGCGAGGAUGAAGGAAGCGGCGGCGGCGGCCGGCGCUCCCGGCGCCGCCCCCGUGCCCGGCUUCCUGGCGAAGCUCUGGGCCUUGGUGGAGGACCCGGGCAGCGACGAUGUGAUCGCCUGGGGCCGGGAUGGCCAGAGCUUUUGCAUUCUGAAUGAGCAGAAGUUUGCUAAAGAGCUACUUCCCAAAUACUUCAAACACAACAAUAUUUGCAGCUUCAUACGUCAGCUCAAUAUGUAUGGGUUCAGGAAAGUGAUUGCCUUGGAGAAUGGUAUGAUUACAGCAGCGAAGAGUGCAGCUGUUGAAUUCCAGCACCCUUUCUUUAAACAAGGGAAAGCAAACCUACUGGAAAACAUCAAACGAAAGGUGUCUGCAGUGAGAGCAGAGGAUCUCAGAGUCUGUUCGGAAGACUUACAGAAAGUGCUUUCUGAAGUCCAGGAAAUGAGAGAGCAACAGAACAACAUGGAUGUCAGACUGGCUAGUAUGAGGAGGGAAAAUAAAGCCCUGUGGAAAGAAGUGGCUGUUCUAAGGCAGAAGCACAGCCAACAACAGAAGCUGCUGUCUAAGAUCCUUCAAUUUAUACUAAGUUUGAUGAGAGGAAACUACAUUGUGGGAGUCAAGAGAAAAAGAUCUCUAACAGAUGCCUCAGGUGCCUCACCUUCCAAAUUCAGCCGGCAGUAUAUUCACCUACCUGUGGAGCAUGGCAAUGCGGUGGCUAUUUCUGAACAUGAUCCAAACAGUGAAAAUGAUACAGGCAUCAUUAUUCAAGAUAUCACCAACACUGUGGAUGAUGCCACGGAUGAGCUGCUCACCCUAGUGCAUACAAGCAGAAGUGAUGGAGAACCCCAGACCACUCAAGAACAUGAUCUGCCUGUCUGUGAAGCAUCACAGCCCAUUGAGUUAGGUCCUACAGAACCAGACUAUCCAGUCCAAGUUGCUGACCAUCCCUUCAAGUCCAGUGCAGUAGGAAAUCAUGCCGUAGAGCUGCAUUCUGCACAAGUUAAUGCUCCUGAAGAUCCUGCAUCAGUGAUUGACUCCAUCUUGAAUGAGAGCAACUCCACAACUCAAAGUGAUGCUUUUCUGGAGAGGGAAGAGAUUCAGGAUUUUCUAAAUUGUAUUGAUGCCAGUCUUGAGGAGCUCCAGGCGAUGCUGUCUGGGAAGAAAUUUAACUUUGGCUCUGAAUCCUUUAGUGAUACUUUCAAUCCUGAGUUUCCAGCCCUGGACGCUAACUUGACAGAUGCUUCAUCCAAUAUGGAAAAUAUUGAGGGCUUGACGGACAGCGUUGAAGAGCUAGGAACAAGUGAGCGGAAAACAGGAAACAAAGCCAUCCUGGAACUCACUGGCACCUAUGACAUUGAAGGGACAUGGAAGAGUUCCAUCACCUUGCCAUGUGUCUAUGUGCCUUCCCAGGACUUUGUGCAGCAAACAGUCAUUUGGACCCUGGAACGAGAUCAAAGCCCUUCCACCAUCUUUCGAAGGGAUAGCUCUGGCGAUCACAUCCUGUUGUCACAGUACAGAGGUAGGGUCAGCGUGCCAAAUAGCACGCCAGGGGAUGUGUCUCUUGAAAUUGAGAAGCUUGAAGUCUCAGACAGUGGACACUACACUUGCAAAGUCACCUGGAGAGCCCAGGACAAGAGCCUGCUAACAAGGGAGAGAACCACUACAGUUAAUGUCAUUAAAGUUGCAGUGACCAAACCCAUCAUCAGACCAGGCGCUCUGGGAUUCACUGUACCAAAAGGGGCUAGGACAACCCUGACUUGCUCUGCCAAUGGGUCCCCACCCAUCAUCUACCGAUGGUUCAAGGGAGAGCCAGGAGGAAACACAGUGUCUGUGAGCAAUCACUCCGUACUCCUGUUUGAUUCUCUGCAAACGUCUGACACGGGGAAAUAUUACUGUGAAGCAGAAAACAGAGCAAGCUCACAAGUCCUACAGCAGAGUGAUGCAGUGGAGCUGACUGUGAGGGGGUACCAGGGGACCAGCCUGCCCCUCUAUAUCAUCAUCCUGAUUGUUGUGCUCUCUGUGGCUGUGGUGUUUGUUGUCAUUGCGAUCGUCUUAUGUAAGAGAGAGACCAAGAAGGAUAAUCCGAAUGAAGUAACAUGUUCUAACUCCAAGAACCACACAAGAGGAGAGACUUGUUUAGGAGUUAAUGACAAGUGCACGUAUGAGGAAGCAAAAUCUAGAGGUGAAAACAACUAUACAUCACAGCCUGUGAAAGAGAAUGAAUAUGAGAGAAUUGGCACAAUGAAAAACAAUGACUAUGCGACUCUUGUGAAAGCAACAGCGUCUGAAUAUGAACUGGGGGAUGUUCCAUAGAAAACCAGCAUUUACACACCAGCAGCAGUGCAGAAGAUAGGGCUCUAGAGAAUGAAUGGUCACCAUUCAAGAAGGGAAACCCUUCAUCCUUUCCAUCUUCUUCUCAUAAAAAUAUUAAGCUCUGUUGUUUAAUUGUUGAAGGGCAAUUGCAUCACCCUCUGGUUUUUCAUGCUUGAGAACUUGCAUGAAAACUUCCUAAGAUUAGCUUCCUGCUGUAAACUAUCCAGGAAUGAUACAAAGUGAAAAGUAAGUGUGUGUGUGUGUGUGUGUGUGUGUGUGUGUGUGUGUGUGUGUUUGGUUCUCCCCCCUCCCCCCCAGGUCUAACAUUCAGCACAGACAAUGGAAGGUCCUUUUUAAUAAUGCGAGGAGAGUUCAGGGGAAAAGAGAACCUGAGAGCAAGGCCAAAAUAAGAACUGCCUAGUACUGAAGGGACCAGCAGAAAGGAACAAACUCUAUAUCCGUAUCUUGCUCUGUCAUAGUUUUUAUACCAUAUCUCAAAUAGUCUUUAUACCAUACUGCAAGAGGAAAUCUGUAUGUAUUCUGUAGUAAAAUUUGGCUGCUAGUUCGCUAUCCAAUCAUAUGGUAUCUCAAAUUGCAACUUGGGAUCUAUUCCUUCAAAGCGUCCCUUCCUUUUUGUCUCCUGCUAGAAUUGCAUUUUUAACAUUUGGAAAAGAUGGAAGAUAAGUCUGGGGUGAGGAGUAUUGGCAUCUCCUACUGUAACUUUUUUUUUUCCUGCUCUUUGCUUUGCCCUUAGGCUUUAAUAUAGUGUUUUCCUAGGCAAAACAAUAUUUUUAGCAUGGAAUCAUAUGCUAACAACCCUCCCUUGCCACAGCUCUUAAGUGUUCUGUUAAGAAAAACUUUCCAUUCUGUAUAAAGCUGAUUUCCCAUGCACGUGGCACCUGUUUUGGUAUAGUGUGCACACAGCAUAUACACAGGUCAUAUGUCCUCCAUAGGUGGGGAAUUGAGAAGCCCAGCAGGCAAUGGGAGACAUCUAGCAACUGCACUCAUCUGAGGACCGAGCAGUUUCUUUCCUCCCCGCUGUAGUUACAAAGCUUGAGCUCAGCCUUGGUUUGCUUGGGACAAAUAUGAAAGAACCACAUGGUGAUUUUCAUUAACUCAAAAUUAUUCUGUAGCUGCCUCUCUUCCACCCACUCCUGUUCACAAGCCCACAGUCUGAUGUUGGGCCUGAUUCUGCUCUCAGUUUUAUCCGGGCCCUCCCUGUUAGGGAAUUUGCAUAUCUUUGGGCAGAACUUUGUCCUUAGCGGAUGUCAUCUAUUCCUAAAUCCCUUCCUGAAGAUUGUAAUUACAAGACUAUAUUUUCACCUGUAAAAAUGUGUUCUGUACCUUUUAAACCAGUUCACAUGUUGGAUAUUAAAAAAACAAUGGUGGUGUUUCUUUCAAAAAUAUCUUUCCCUAGAGCACUGAAACAACCCUCCUGUAUUCUCCUACUGGCCACUCUCUGGGGUCAGCUAUAGAAAGACACUUUUAGCUCCUGGUAUAACCUAGCACUAUCCUAUUGAAUUCAAACAUGUAACUUGCUUGUGCAAGAACUAGAUGUGGCCCAUAGUCUUUAAACCAACAAUAUCCUGUAGCUGCAGUACUGAUGCAAAGCAGCUGGGGCCUAGCUGGAGAUGGGCAAAGAACUAAUUCCAUGUUUAUAAAAUUACCAUUCUUUCCUGUGGAGCUACUCUGAAAUCACUUACUUGGUAUUGUUUGUAGUUAACUUGCAUUCCCAACUCUUGAAAUGCCCUGAACCAUGAAAUUGCCUAAUCAAGGAGCCAAGGUACUUUCUUGAUAGGCUUAAACUGAACUGUUUCACAUAGUCCAGUGGCAACUGACUUGACACCAGGUGCAUCAUUUUCAAAUACAGUAAUUGCAGCUCCAACUGGUUUGAACCUGGCUUGUAUCUCCUUCUGUUGUCAAAGCCUUGACUAAAGAGCGGAGACUGUUUUCCCUAGAGGGUGAUGUUAGAGGGCUUUCCCUCAACCCUCUCACUUCCCUGUUUCUUGUCACAUAGACAGCAAGUAGCAAAAGACCAGUAGUCCGAAGCACAAACAAUGCGAUGUUUAUUGGGGUUAGUUUCCAAGCAAGCACAUUCUGAAGCAAGCA